AUGUUACAGGAGGCCAGUGAAGAAAAUUUGGAUAUUGAGAUGGCUCUUAGAGCCAACAACUCUAACUUAACAAUCACUUCACUUUCUCAAAUGACAAAUGAAUUAACUGACAUUGCUUUAGGUGAUAUAAUUGCACAAAAAAUGGAACAAUUUUUUCUUGCAAUUGAAAAUGGUGAAUCAUUUCCUGUUGAAAAAUUAAGAGAACAUCAUGUUAAAAAUUAUACUAAUAAGAAAAAAGAAACUUUUUUAAUUGCAGCAGCAAGAUAUGGUAAUUUAGAAACAUGUGAAAUUGUUAUUGAUGGUUCUGAUGUUCAUGCUAAAGAUGAAGAUGGAUUUACAGCAUUAUUAAAUGCCUGUCAAAAUGGUUAUCCUAAGAUUGUUAAGUUACUUCUUGAGAAAGGUGCAUAUGUUGAUGGAACUGAUAUGUAUGGAUGGACACCAUUAUUUUGGGCUGUAUAUAAUAAUCAUAUUGAAUGUAUUCAAGAAUUACUUGUUUAUUCACCAAGAGUUAAUUUAGUUGAACCUGAUGAUAAUUUAACACCAUUAAUUAUUGCUUCAGCACGUGGUUAUACAGAAUGUGUAAAAAUUUUAUUAGAUAAUGGUGCUAAUCCUAAUUCAAGUGAUAAAUUUGGAAGUACACCAUUAAUAUGGGCUAGUAGAAAAGGAUAUUAUAAAAUUGUUGAAUUUCUUGUUAAUUCCGGUGCUACUGUUGAUAAUAUUGGUAUGCACGGAAGGACUGCAUUAAUGUUAGCUGUAAAGGGCAAUUAUAUAAAAACAGUUGACAUAUUAUUAUCAAGAGAACCAAAAAUUAAUAUUGUUGAUUUAGAUGGUGUACCAGCAUUAGAAAUAGCAGCAAGAGAGGGUUAUAUUGAAAUAUGCAAAUCUUUAUUAGAUUCAGGUGCUUAUGUAAAUUCUGUUGAUAGAUUUGGUAGUAAUGUAUUAAUUGCUGCUGUUAGAGGAGGAAGUUUAGAUAUAGUAAAAAUGUUACUUGAACGUCAUGCUGAUGUUAAUCAAAAAGAUUCAGAUUAUCGUACACCUCUUCAUUUGGCUGUUGAUAAAAAUUUUGUUGAUAUGAUUGUACUUAUUUUAACAAAAAAUCCAAAUUUAGAAGCAAAAACAAAAGAUGGUGAUACACCAUUAAUGAGAGCCGCAAAAAAUAAAAAUAUAAGAAUUAUGAAUUUACUUUUGAAUGCUGGAAGUAAAGUUUCAACAACAGAUCAAUAUGGAAAUAAUUGUUUACAUAUUGCAGCAAAAGCUAAAUCAUUACAAAUGAUUAAAUUAAUAUUAAGUAAUCCAUCAGAAUCAAGAUUAUUAUAUUCUCCUAAUAAUUUUGGUGAAACACCAUAUUCAAUUGAUCAACAAAAUUCAAAUCCAAUUCUUUCGCAAAUGUAUGGUGUUUUGGAUAGUGAAGCGCAAGUUAAUUCAUUAUUGGGUUAUGAAAUUUAUGCGGAUGUAUUAGCAGAUAUAUUAAGUGAACCAAAAUUACAUUUACCUGUUACAGUAGGAUUUUUUGCAAAAUGGGGAACAAGUAAAUCAUUACAUUUACCUAAAAUUAAAAGAUCUUUAAGAAAUUUUUCAAGAAGUUGGUUAGAUGGUGUUGAAUUAACGUGGUCAUGGACAAUAAUAACAUUUCUUUUUCUUGUUUGUACCUUUUUAACAUUACCUAUUACAACAUUUUCAGCAAUAUUUCAAAGAAGUGAUAUAACUUAUGGAAUUUUAUCAGCAGGAAUAACAAUAUUUAUAUUAACUGUUAUAGCAUAUCUUAUAAUGUGUUUUAGUAAUGAUGGUUCCCGUUGGUCAACAUCAAUAAAAUCAUCAAAAGGUUUUACAAAAUUUGUUAUGGAAUUAAAAUUAAUAUUAUCAAUAACAAUGUUAAAUGUUCCUUAUCUUUCAUCUAAAGAACUUAUUAUAGCACCAGUUACUUUUCUUUUUGCUGAUGAUCAUAGAUUGUCAUAUGUUGGAACAGAAAGAACAAUAGCUACAAUUUUAUUAACAUUACAUAAUGUUAUUGAAAAUCAUUUUGGUAUCAUACCAACAAGAAUUUUAUUAGGAACAAAAAAAAAAUUUGGUAAAUCUACUGAUCAUAAAUUUAGAAAUUACUUAGGAUUUCCUGUUAUAAUAUUAUCAUUAGUAAUAUGGAUACUUUUUUUUCUAUCAAAUUUUUUUUUAACUCAAUGUAUAAUUAAUUGGUCUCCUGAUACAACAAAUUCAGGAAUAUUUUUAGGUGCUGUUUUAUGUACAACAUUACUUCUUGUUAUUGGAACAUAUCCAUUUAUACUUAUAGUAAAAAAUGUUUUAUUUAAUAGACGACAACGUAAAAUUAAAAAAAUAUCAUUUGUUUCACCUAAAAUUGGUUUUGAAGCAACAAUGGAAAAACUUAAAAAUGAAGCAACAUAUCUUUGUGAACUUAUUGAAGCUUUAAAUUGUUAUAGUCAUAGUCAAGUAAGAUUAGUUAUACCAAUUGAUGGUAUGGAUAAUCAAGAUCAUAUUCAUAUGGUUAAAUUACUUGACUCUAUGCAUUCAAUUUUUGGAUCUCAUAUAAAAGCAAAUUUUAUUGUUAUUCUUGCUGUUGAUCCAUAUGCUAUAGAUACACCUUCAUUAGGAAAUGUCAAAACAUUUGAAUUAUCAAAAGGUAGUACAGCUCAUGAUUAUAUAAAAGAAUAUGUAACAUUACCAUUUUUUCUUCAAAUACAUGCAUUAAGAGAAUUACAAAAAAAUAUUGAUAGAAGAAAAGAUAUAAUAAGUUUUAAUGAUGAAAUGGUUUCAAAGAUAGAAACAAUUUCUGAAAUUGAUGAAUAUAAGAAAAAAAAUUAUAUAAAUUCACCUCAAUCACUUCAUUUAUCAUCUUUAGGAACAUUUCUUGUUGAUGAUGAAUAUUUUGCAACAUUAGGUCCAACAGCAUUAAGAAGAAUUGUUAAUUCAUUAACUUUAACUGCUCGUCUUCUUCAUUCUUAUGAUGUUAAAUUUCAAUGGAUAUCAUUAGGAUUUUGGAUAAGUUUAGUUGAACAAUGGCCAUAUCGUAUGUGUUAUUUAAUUGAAAAAUUUUCUAUUUCUGAGGAUGAUUCUAUGACAUUGUAUGAUUUAUGGAUUUAUGUAAAAGAUCGUCUUCCAAGAAAACAAAAUUUAUUACUUCUUGAUACUACACCUUCAGAAUUUGAUUCUGUUUUAAAAAAAUCAACAACUGCAGUUGAUGAUCGUUUAACGAUAGAAAAAGCUAAUAGAUAUAUUCCAUGUACCUGUAAUUUAGAUCCAUAUUUAAGAAAAAUUGUUAGUGUUGAGAAGGAUGAUGUUAAAAUGGAUGAAAUGGCAGUAAACAAUUCAGAAGCCAUGUUAAGAUAUACUUCUAAUACAUUACUUAAAGAUCCAUCAUUAUGGAAUAGAAUUGAUAAACCAUUAUAUGAAAUGACUAUUGAUGAUUUUAUUGAAUAUGUUGAAUAUCUUGAUAUACCAGAAGAAAGACUUUCAAAAAUAACAAAUGUUUUAAGAAAUGAAAAUAUUAAUGGAAUUGUAGUUUGUACAUGUGAUAUUAAUAAUUUAAAAGAAAAAUUAAACUGUACAAUUGGUGAUUGGACAUUAAUAAGUUUAUUAAUUGAAACAAUAAGAAGAAUUACAAGUGAACAAAUAACUAGAACUAAUUCUGCUAAAGCUGCUGCAACAAAAGUAGCUACUGAAUCAGUUGAACAAGCUAAAAAAUUAAUUGAUCAAAUACCAGGAAGUGCUGAAGAAGAAAGAUUAUUACAAAAAAAAUUUUUAAAAGAACAUAAACAGAAAAGUUUAGAAAUUGUGGAUGAGUAUGGUCACAAUGAAUUUGUUAUAAGAAAAUUAUCACAAAAUCCUAUUAUUGCUGCAUUAAAUUUUCAUAAUAAACAGGAUAGUAUAGAAAUGGAUGAUAAAGAAAGUAUUAAAAGUCUUUUAGGUUCUGAACAUAGUACACGAUCUAAUGAAUUAGAUGAAAAAGAUCCUUAUUCAGAAGUGAAUAGAUUAUUAUAUAAAGAUAAAUAA
This is a messenger RNA of Strongyloides ratti, 4002 nucleotides long. Its product is annotated as Ankyrin repeat and KAP P-loop domain and Ankyrin repeat-containing domain-containing protein. The transcript is spliced from 2 exons. The record is from RefSeq and is a predicted model, not a curated record. Gene Ontology annotation, molecular function: protein binding. Lineage: Eukaryota; Metazoa; Nematoda; Chromadorea; Rhabditida; Strongyloididae. The coding region runs from base 1 to 4002 and encodes 1333 amino acids.